Messenger RNA from Cryptotermes secundus, 5428 nucleotides. RefSeq lists its product as uncharacterized. The transcript is spliced from 6 exons. The coding region runs from base 500 to 4024 and encodes 1174 amino acids. The record is from RefSeq and is a predicted model, not a curated record. NCBI's taxonomy places the organism in Eukaryota, Metazoa, Arthropoda, Insecta, Blattodea, Kalotermitidae.
GAAAAUUAAGUUGGCACAGCAUUCACUUUUCCGUUAGUAGAAUUCUCUUGCAGAGUGAAUUAAUUCCAACCACCUACGCGUUUGCGCUGUUCGUUGCCAUUACGGAUAGUUGAUGUUUUGAGGUAAAUUUUAGUUCUAUGGAACUAGUUUGCAGUGAUUUUUAAACCGAAAAUGGAAAUGUGGCAAUUCAGUAAUCCGUGCCGUGAGAUGUGGAGUCCGUGAAUCAGUGGUAUAGAGAUAUAGAGCGUAUAGAGCGAAAGAGGGUAGAGAGCGGUAGAGAGCAUAGAGCUGUAGAGCCAGUCAAAGACGUUUUUUGUAACGUACAUUACAUGUGUUUUGGAUUUAAAUGGGAGUGAAAGUCAAUGGAAAUAAGGGUUUUGUUUUGUUAUUGGUUAUCCUGAAGAAAAUACGGUGCAGGAAGAGUUUGUAAUGAAAUAAGACAUGAGAUAAAUUUAAAAUAAUGGAUUGAUGUGUGUGUGUACCAAAGCUGUACAGAGUUAUGUUCUUGGGAUCAAGUUGUGAUUUUCCUUGCAGAAAGGGAAGUAUGGAUAGUUUUCACGAUACACCCAUGCAUGAUAUCACAAAGACUGCAGAGCGGUGCUUCAUGGGUUUUGAAGCAUAUCAGGAAGCCAAGUUGAGUAUGGGACAGCAUUUCUGCACCACACCAGAGUCAUUGUUUUCACAAAAGGAACUGGAAGAUCAUAGCAGUGAUGCUGAUGAUGAAAUUACAGACGUGUCUGGGGAGUGCCUCAGUUCAUCAAAUGAAUUUUGUGAUAUUCCGAAAGAUUAUUAUAUUUCGAGUGGUACAAAGCCAUUAUCGUUAGUGAUUAGAAGAUUUAGCACUCCUACAAUAAAUAAUAAUUCUCCUUCGGUUCUGAAGAGAGAUUCUAAUGUGUCAUCACCAUUUACCAGAGAAUUUGAAAGUACCUCAGACAGUGAAGUUUUGAAUUCAGAUAAGAAAUUGAGUGACUUACCCUUUCAGGAGCAAGUCACAGUUACCUCUAAUGCCAUCAGUCCAACUUCACGAGAAUCUCAUAUUAUGUUAGGGCCAACAGCAUCAGAUGGAACUGUUCGGGCCCUUCAGGAAAUAAUUUUGAGUCCAUUGCAGCAAAGCAGUCACUCAGGUAUAGUCCGGGAAAACAUAGAGAAUGUUGUAAAUGAUGCACAUGUAAAAAUCAAAACCACGCACACUAUUGAAAAUGACUGUUUGAAAUAUGUGGAUGGCAGUACAUUACAACAAUCAAAUCCUGUACUGGAGAAGUACUGUGUUAAGGAUGUAGAUGGAAAGUUAUCAGUGUCUUCAGUUUGUAGUAGGGAGGUAUAUCAGAAGGUGAAAAAUGACAGCAUUGGUAACGGAAAUCAAGAUUCACCAUGUCCACUGGGAAGUUCCAAAAACCUUCAGUCUCUGAUACACACUCAUCCAUCAGAACAUUGUAAACAAAUAGCAGAACCAUCCAAUCAUAGUUCAUUUGAGGUAGUUCUAGGAGAAAAUGCUGCAGGAAAUACUAUUAAGAUUGCAGAAGAUGAGGGGUGUCAAGAAAUGAAUGCAGUUGACAUUACCAGGUGUGAAUCUGAAAUCCAAAAUGAUGUAAUAUUGAACAUCAGAAAAGAACAUUCUGAACCUGCAGAAAAAAUGUGUAACCUAAACUUAAAAACACAGUUUGAACCAUAUUGUGUAGGAGGAAAAUCUCUUGUCAAAAGCAAUGUGAUUGAAUCUUUGAUAAAUGAAGUGUAUGAGGCAGAGGGGAUAGCCAUAGUUAAUGACAGGUUCAAAUUUCAAAGUAGUGAAUCAGUGUUACUGCAGGUUCAAGGAGGAAAUAUAACUGAAAGAGACAAUGAAAUGAGCACAAUUGUUAGUCAUGAUAUUGAAGUUACUGUGGGCCAAAAUGCAUGUGAUAAGGAUUACCCUGUGUGCACAGGAAAGUGUGAACUUGUAAAGACUGAAGUAAGCUUCAGUGGGAGUGAAACUGCUAUGACUACAGCUACUGAUACAGUAAAAUCUGAAAGACACAUUGAAAUUUCCUAUGAGCCUAUUCCAUUACAGAGCAUUCAUAAUACUUCACAACAAAUUGAAAUAAAGUUGCCAGAAGAUGUGUCUUUAAUAAAUGUAACAAGAAAUGCGACAGUGAUUAUGUCUCCAACAUCAGUAGGAUGUGCACUUUCUUCCAUUCAAGCUGAAAAUUCUGAAAACAGUCAUCAGAUGAUCUGCCCUCAGAACAGACAGACUGUGUCAUUAGGUGUCAGUCCUGUGCAGAAAUGUGUACAAAAUUCAUUCGAUGAUAUGGAGGAACUUAGAAGAAAGUCAAGUGUGGGUAGUAGUCCCAAAAGUCCAAUUCCAUUAAUAGGGAUGAAUGGUGUUAUAAUUACUGGUGAAUGUGAAAAGGUUCAACCAGUGAAUAUGAAAGCUGAAGAUAUUAAAAGUAUGGAGUGUAGCUCAGUUUUAGCAGGAGAAUUGGCUGAAAAUGUAGUGGCAAGCACAGAUUUCCAUAGAGACAGUUUUUGUAAAGUGAGUAAGACGGAUCCUUUACAGUCCACAGUACAUAAUAGUUCUUCGCGUGUUCAAUCAUACACUAAAGAUAAAUUCGAUUGUUAUAAUGAUCUGUCAUCUGACACCGUUUUUGUUGAGCAUUCACCACUCCUUUUCAGUUCAGAUGAUGAGAAUUCAUAUUAUACAGAAAAGCUCAAUAACGAACAGGAAACAAGUGCAACAACAUCCAGUUAUGAAAAAAUUAUGACAACAGAACAGAAGAAAUUGCACCGUCUUCAAGAAGCUUUAUUGGGUGUUCCUCCUCCACCAUCAGUUACAAUUCCACAGCUUGAUGUAACAGAUAUUCUUAGGUUAUUGAAAGAAAACAAAAGUUUGAUGAUCUUAGCAGAUACAGAAAGUGAAGCUGGUUCAGAAGGUGUGAAGUCUCAGGCAGCUUCAUUGAAACCAUCUUCUGUAGAACAAAUAAUUAAUUGUUCUUGGCCAGAUUCAAAAUCUUGUUGCCAUUAUGGCAUUCAAUAUAACUGUGGUCGAAUUUCAGAAGAAUUUGAAAUACUAUGGCAGAAAUUACAAGAACGUUAUGUUGGUAGUGAGACCACUUCAUCCUGCAAUAUAUGGUUUAAAUGUGACAUUUCAAAUAAAGUGAGUAACAUUACCAGUCGGCAUAGAAGCACUGGUCACUCACCAGGUAGACGGUUGAGUCAUCUGGCUCGCAGAAGGCAGACCUUCUGUUGUGCUAAUUUGCUGAACAACAGUGUUGCAGAAAGUCGUCAUUCUGCUGCUGCUGAAAGGCGUCUCAUCAUGGUAGAGAUAAAGAAAGCUGAACACAGGCAGAGGUUAAAAAAUUAUCAGCCUCAUAGAAAGGCGCCGUCAGUUGAUUCUAACCAGCUGCAGAAAACUAAACGGGCCUUAUUUAAGAGUCCACCUGGUAAUCAUAAAGGAGUAUCUUCUGCUUCAAAAUCUAGGUCAGGAUUAAAGAAAAAUAAAAGUGAUAAUGAUCAAAGUAGAGCUCUCUGGCCAUCCAAAGAUAAUGCUACAGUGAAAACAGGGAGUGACAGAGCACUAACCAGUCUUAGUGGACAAAUCAAUGUAUAUGGAAAGAGGAGGAGAGAAGAGGGCGGUAGAUCUGCACAGCAAAAGUGUCCUCGAAGAAUGCUGUUUGGUGGUGCUGCAGCAGCAGUGAAGGGAGAAAGUGACUUCAUGACUGCAGAUGACAGAAGUCAAAAUGUUAGAACUAGUGAAAACAAACCACAGAUGUCAGUUGCUAGGGAUCUAACUGGUGGCUUAAGUGAAGUUCAUAGAAAGAAAUUGCUUUGGGCUGUAGCUGAAGCCCUGCGAGGAGAAGGCAUCAGCAUGAAUCAUCCUUUAUUCCGUCCCUAUGCUACAUCAUUGGUACGAUUGGUGCGUAAUGUUAUGCCAGAUUUAAACUGCAAACGUGCAGUCAGUACAAGUGAUCUCAUGUUGCAACUUGCCAAAGAACAUAUUAGGGAUGUUAUGAAACAGCAAAAUGGGAGCACUGAGGUAAACUCAAGGACAUAGUUUAUAAAGCAGUAUAUUAACAUUUAAAUGUACUCAGGUUAUCUGACUGUGUUUGUAUGAAUUUUAGGUACCACUAUGUGCUUUCAGUGUUCUUUUGAUAGCCAUUUUAAUGAACACUGCCAGUAGGUUUCAUAGACAAAAGUGACAUAGAUCUCGUUCAUGAAGAAUUUUAUUGAAUAUUUUGUUUGCUUAUGUAUUAGUGGUACCUAUUUUUGACACUGACAUUUUUGUUAAAAUAUUUUAGAUAUGUCUGCAGUUAAUAAGUAAAAUAUUCUUGAAGGGUUGUCAUAUUUGUUUGAAAAUUGUGAAUCAUUUCUGUCAGAUAAAAAUGUUGAUUUUAACAACUUUAGGGUCCACAAAGACAGUUGUAUGAGGUAACAUAUAUAUUUCAUUUUGAACUUGAAAACCAGAAAUUGUUAAUAUAUUCAGUAGACAGUAGUAAAUGUUGACUGUUUCACUGCUUGGAUGGGCGUAAUGGAAAUAUUGUAGGGUUGAUGCAGGCUGUGUAAACGGAGAACAGUGACAUAUUGCCCCUAAGAUUUUGACUUGCAGCUUCUGGUUUAUAAACCCAAAAUCAAUACUGUGUGUCUGCUUUACAAAAUCUAUGCCUUGUUCAUAGGACAAUUACUGAUGCAUAUGGUCAACAUACAGCAACCACUCUUGCAUUUGACGUUGCUGUUACAUUUGGUAUUUAAACUUCCUUCUAAGAAACAAAAUUAAGUUUUGCAUUAUUCGCCUUUAUUUUAUAGAUUCUGUAUAAAGACAAAUCCUGAGGUUCAACAGUAAUUAUAUUUGAUCACCAGUUUUGAAAUGUGCUUGAAUAAUUGUGCUGUAUUUUGUUCCAUACAGGGAUUAUAAAUUUCAGUAUUUCUCAUGUUCAUUUUCCUCCAUGUCUUAAUGAGUCAUGUAAUGGAUUUCCCUGUCUUCUCAGAUAAGGGAUUUGGAUAGGAGAAUAUUAGUGUUACAUAAGCAAAUACACAUUUAUGUAAGUUAUUGUUAUUUAUUAUUUGCUCUUUGAAGAGGUAUGUGUAAGAAGAUACAUCCUGUAUAUUUGGUGUAGAAAUGUGUAAAAAUGGUUGAUAUUAAUAAAUGUGUAUAUUUUUUCAUGUUCUCUUGUCAGUAGGUGAGGUUUAAAAACUUGUGAGAAUGUGACUUAUUUCUAUUAAAGAUAAUAAAGUUGUGGAAGAAGUAAUUUUAAAUCAUACAGAGUGUUAUCCAGUAGCAAAACAUUUUAGAUAAUUUAUGUAAGCCUUGUAUAUUGCUGCCAUUGGUUAAUUAAUUAUUUUAUAUUAGUUUUAUACAAAUUCUGUUUUGUAAAGCAAGAAUCAGGUACCUAUGUGGAAUUUACACUGCCAUGUAUAUUUUAUGACAUGAAAGAAUUUAAUAUAUAUUUAUCUAAUUGUG